GGCGCGACGACUGAGACUCUACCGCCCGACACAACCGCGAUUUGUCUUUUCUAUCCACGAACAUCGUCAACGACCUCCUCACGAAGCCUGCCCAGCUCUGUCGUCCUCGAGCUGCUCAACUGUCUCCCUCAUCGUCAGGCUCCAUGGUGAGGUCGGUCGUCUACAGUCGUUACCUCGUUGCGCUGUUCGCCGCGCUCCUCCUUGUCCCCUUCGUUGCUGCCCACGAUGCUCGUGCACUAGAGCGUCGAGACAUUAGCAACAUCUUCAGCUUCCCCGACAACACCGACACGGACAAGUCGACGUCGACCUCCGCGGCCAGCAAGACCACAGGCUCGACCUCCGCGACCAGCGCAACCUCCGCCGAACAGUCCAAGUCGACCCAGUCGACCCAGGCGUCCGCUGGAGGGAAGUCGUCUAACUCCGCGUCGGCGACAUCGAAUUCUCAGUCGACGUCGGCCAGCAAUAGCCAGUCCUCAGGCUCGAACACCAACAGCCAGACUGCGACAAGCCAGUCUACGCCUCCUCCUUCCAGCUCGAACGCCCGCUCGACUUCAUACUCGACGAACUCUGAUGGUGAAGUGACCACGGUCGUCGUUACGGCACCGGCGUCUGCAUUAGCGAGUGCGUCGUCAGCCGCGACGGAUUCGGGUGGAGGGUCGAGCUCGGGCAUCAGCACGGGUGGUAUCGUUGGUCUUUCGGUCGCAGGCGGAGUGGCACUGCUCGCCGUUGUCGCAUUUGCUGUGUUCAAGUUUAGUCGCAAACGGUAUCUGGACGAGUAUGAUGACGCCGAAGCGAUCAAAUGGCCUGAGCUGGGCAACCACGGCGAUUCAUCGCAUGCACUGCCCACGCACCGUACAGGCGGAGCUGGUUUCGAUACAUCGUCCGAAGUGAACUUGACGCGUCCGGAUUCGCGCGCGGGCAGCAUUGCACCCUCCGCAGCCGCUUCUACUGUGGACCUUUAUGGUGCGCAGCAGGAUCCUUACGCUGUACCGCCGCUUCCGCAUCUCAACCCCAAUGCAGGUGGCGGCGCGUUGCAGCCAUACCGCGAUGACCCUGCCGCCACAUCCUACUACGACCCCUACAGCGGCCCUGUCCCGCAGACGCUGGAGGGCGAGGCUAUCCCUAUGACACAGAUCCCCGGCCGCGCACGCAGCCCAAUGCCCAUGCAGGGUUCAGGCUUCGCGCCGGGGAUGGGAAUGGACGGAAGGAGAUCACCCGGACCCGGCGCAGCACUCGCUCCACCUAUGCUCUCACCAGUUGGCAUGCGCUCGCCGAGUCCAGGAGUGGGCAUGGCGAACAUGCGCUCACCGAGCCCAGGGCCGAACGCAGCGUACAGCGCAGGUCAGUUCGCAUGACCUAGUGUCGACGGGAGGUAAAGGUGGAUGGCUGGCCCAUGUCUAGGGAGGGGAGGAGGGUGAUCUACUCGGAUUUUCGUAUCGAUUUCAAGGGACACUGGGUCUGGAUGUCAUCAGCUCAGAAGACAGGGCUGCGGGUGUGCGGAGGACUGUAACGGUACUGAUACCCUCGAGUGUGUCGCAUUCUGGAUCGUGCAAGGAUAGACAAUGCAUUCGUCCGUGCUUCAUUUGCUAUACGCCUUGGUUGCAUACUCACGAGUGUCGUCCGCAUUGCUUCUGUAGUCGACCGAUCCGUCCACGUCCCCUUCGCGCUGGCUGGG
Messenger RNA from Rhodofomes roseus, 1675 nucleotides. RefSeq lists its product as uncharacterized. Lineage: Eukaryota; Fungi; Basidiomycota; Agaricomycetes; Polyporales; Fomitopsidaceae. The transcript has 2 exons. Bases 144 to 1355 code for a protein of 403 amino acids. The record is from RefSeq and is a predicted model, not a curated record.